GAACUCCUGAGAUGAUGAAAAUCCACCCAUUCCCUUCCCCGUAUGUCAGUCCAUCGUUGGCGAUCCGAAUGAUCGUCCUAGUUCCCGGUGACAUAGUGCCUUUUGCAGCAGCCAGGCAGUGGACCGGUGCGUCUAUCUCUGCGAGGUAGAAGCUUUUGUCGAUUCUUUGCAACCAGCCUGCAAUGGGCCUGUCCGGCCCUCAACAUGAGACGGAGGACUGGCCUCUUCCACUUUCCCGACGAGAAAGCACAUUGUCCUCAUCCACGCAAUCAUCCGGCCAGAUCAGUCCGGGCACCUCGCCUUUUACCUCGCAUCCCCUCAGCCGGACGGCUUCCUCCAUCGGCUCGCGCUCAAGAGAAGCCUCAUGCUACUCGCUACACGAAGAAGUCGCCCACAUAGCCCUCAACAAUACCGUCACAAUUACUUUUGUGCGCAGCAAUAAGCUAUUCAAGCUCCGCUAUACCUAUAUCGAUGUACGCAAGGAUACCACUGGCAGCCUCAGAUGUCUAGAGCUAGGGGGUGGCCCUGGCCAGCAGACGCCAUUAAUCCACACCUUCAACGAGUCCAAACUUCCUGUUCCACAUCUCGAACACCCGAAACGCCCUAAUGAGCCUUCACUUCGAAUCUCCUUUAUGGAAGAGCAGACUGUACAGUCUGCACAGACCGUGUUUACCACGCAAUUGUCGUAUCAAUUCGAGGAAGAAAGAGACUGUGUUCAUUUUCAGGAAAUCAUUCUAGCAUCGAAAUUGGUUUUUCUUGCUGGCAUCGCAGAGGCCAAAUCGAAAGGGCGUGGAGAGGAGUGUAUCAGUCAGAAUCUUCGCAUCCUCCGCGGGCCCAACGGCAAGCAGGUGAUGCUAUUUUUCGCUAAUUCCCAACGAAAAGAGUUAAAACGAUAUUUGAAAAUACCAAUAAACUGCAUUGACAGUUUUAAGCCCGGCAAGAAGCCCGGGCGGCCUGUGGUACUGCAGCUCCAACCUAAUUUCGAUAUCCUAACUCAAAUGAAAUCACUACAGAUCCAGUUCCUGGACGAUAUAGACCGAAUAGCUUUUUGCCAAUUUCUGACCGAUCACAUCAAUUAAGAUAGAGUCCCUCAUCUAUCGAGUAAAGGAGGCGGGAUGGAUUCUGCCUCGGGAGAAAGACGAAUGACCACCACGUGUGUCCCACUGUAUAAACUCGAUCCUGGGGCGUGCGGGAGUGGGUCGAAGGAUUUGUCUCAUUCGUAUCCAUUUGAUUUUCUUUGUUGAUUUGCCAUGGCAUAGCAUGUCUCAUUUUUAUACCCGUAUCGGCAAUGGUUCAAGACAGCGCGUGUUUCUUUCUUGUAU
This is a messenger RNA of Aspergillus saccharolyticus JOP 1030-1, 1322 nucleotides long. RefSeq lists its product as uncharacterized. Lineage: Eukaryota; Fungi; Ascomycota; Eurotiomycetes; Eurotiales; Aspergillaceae. Bases 183 to 1079 code for a protein of 298 amino acids. The record is from RefSeq and is a predicted model, not a curated record. The transcript has 6 exons.